AUUGAUUGAUUGAUAAUCUAUCAUCAUUACUGAGGCAUCAUUUUUAGACAUUUUAUGUGACCUACACUGAUACCUACAUUUUAUGUAUGAAUGUACUUUGCUCUUUGUCACAGAGAAAGCAGAAAUAUUCAGCCACACGCCGACUGCAGUUGAAGUCUAAACUGCUGAAGAAGGCAGCUUCUAUGCUCGUGGCUGAAAGCGAGCAAAAAAAGCAAGAGAAGGCAAGAGUUGUAAAUGAGAGCUUCCCACCACUGAUGCUAUCAGGUCUGUCAGUCCAGGAGCUCCAGGACCUUUGCAAAGAACUACAUCGAAAGAUUGAUGUUGUAGAUGAAGCGCGUUAUGACAUGGAGAUUAAAGUAGCCAAAAAUGAUAUGGAGAUCCAGACUCUGAAUCAGAAGAUCAUUGACCUGAAGGGUGUUAAGAGGCCCAGCCUGAAGAGGGUGAAGAAAACAACAGACGACAUGCUGGGUGCAUGUACUGACAGCUCCAAACUUAUGAAGGCUGACUUCAAAGUCAACCUUAAGACAGUGAAGAAAGACGAUGAAAAGAGGGAAGAGGUUACAGACUGGCGUAAGAACGUGGAGGCCAUGUCUGGCAUGGAGGGUAGAAAGAAGCUGUUUAAUGCCGGACAGUAAGAAGGUGCUCAUGGUAAAAAGGUUAUGUUAGCAACAUGUCAUCUUCUCAAAAUAAACUUUUAGUUUGCAAGGUUCAAGUCCAAGUUAUUUUUUUUAAAUCAAAUCCUAUAGACCAUCAUAUCUUCGGAUUUUGGCCAAAACUGAGAAAGGUUUCCAUUUCAGCAUGAAUUAAAACUGGUUUUAAAAUACUUUUCAUCAUGAGUCAACAUGUUAAAGAAAUACAACUGUAUGCCAUGACUGCAAUAACAUAAAUUGUAUAGCAUACUGUCCUCUUUGCAUAUUACUACUGACCUACAGAAAAGUCGGAUCGGUGUUAUGAUUUCAAAGUGCAGUUCUUGUAUUACACAGAUGAUGGCGCUGUCUCACUAUAUGUAAUACAUGUGAUGCUGAUUAAAAAACUGAGAUCAUA
Messenger RNA from Amphiprion ocellaris (clown anemonefish), 1044 nucleotides. RefSeq names its product troponin I, slow skeletal muscle-like. Lineage: Eukaryota; Metazoa; Chordata; Actinopteri; Pomacentridae. The transcript is spliced from 5 exons. Bases 87 to 635 code for a protein of 182 amino acids. Gene Ontology annotation, biological process: muscle contraction. The record is from RefSeq and is a predicted model, not a curated record. Gene Ontology annotation, cellular component: troponin complex.